CCCUUCCCCAUUUGGUCGCGCUGGAGGUUUCUGGAGAAGAAAAGAUUGUUGCAGUUCGAGAUCUUGGAAUUAAUUUGAGUCUGCAAAGCGGAGGAAGAAGGGACUGAUCGAGGAGGGAUGGAUCAGCUCAUGGGGAAGGUGGGCGGGUACUGGUUCAGCCAGAAGGCCAACGCCGAGAUGAACGGCGCCGGCGACGACAUCAACUCAAUCUCUAGCAGCAUUGGAGAUGGAGCUAAAUGGAUGGUGAACAAAAUCAAAGGGAAGAUGCAGAAACCACUGCCUGAAUUUCUCAAGGAAUAUGACCUCCCAAUGGGCCUGUUCCCCCAGGACGCUACCAACUACGAGCUGGCCGAGGACACGAAGCUGCUCACCGUGUACAUCGCAUCACCCUGCGAGGUGGGCUACAAGGACUCGUCGGUACUGAGGUUCGCCACCAGCGUGACGGGUUACCUGGAGAAGGGAAAGCUGACCCACGUCGAGGGCCUCAAGACCAAGAUCCUGAUCUGGACCAAGGUGACGGAGGUCAGGGCCGAGGCCACCAAGGUGCACUUCGCCGCCGGCAUGAACAAGACCCGGAAUCGGGAUGCUUACGAGGUCGUCAGGGAUGGUGUUGUCGUAGACAAGUUCUAGAUCAUACAUAGGUAACGUGAUCGUGAUGGAUGCGUGCAUCCCUUAUGCUGGGACUGAUCAUUUGGGUAUGACUGUUUUGUAGCACCAAAAGAAAUGAUGCGUACACCCUGUAGGUUGGGGUAUCAGAGUGUGAUGAAGUAGUUCCUUAUUACGACCUUGGCAGUCAUUUCGAGCGUUCGAGUCAAAGUGAAUUUAGUCAAACAAGGUAUUUGCUGAUUUCAUCAAUACAGCUCGAUAUCCGACUUUGUUCCAAUUAAUGUAGUUUAUUUGAAUGAAUGUAUCUUUGCUAAAAUGUGGUAA
This is a messenger RNA of Panicum hallii, 930 nucleotides long. RefSeq lists its product as uncharacterized. Bases 118 to 630 code for a protein of 170 amino acids. The transcript is spliced from 3 exons. The record is from RefSeq and is a predicted model, not a curated record. Lineage: Eukaryota; Viridiplantae; Streptophyta; Magnoliopsida; Poales; Poaceae.